GGAGUUCCAAAGGGAAGCAAAGAAUUUUUUAAGAAAAGCAGCUUUGAAGCUCAUUCAGUGACUGGUAAAUAUACUUUUUUCUAAUGAUUUCUUGUAUAAGUUUUUAACCUAAUUAAUUUUGUUUAUAUAAAGAAAAAUUAAACUUAAAAACGUUACUCGGCGUUUCGAUGUUUCAAACAUCAUUAUCAAUUGUGAGAAAUGUUAAGUUUCAAAGUUGUUUAAAGAGCUGACGUUUGAAUCAAUAAGACUGUAUUCGUGCAUGCUUCAUUGUUCUGUAGGUUUUUUCAUAGAAAAGCUUAAUAAUAGGUGCAGUUACACGGGACACUUUUACCGUGCUAAAUGGGAAAUUGGCGUGGUGGGUGUGACCGGACUGUCCCGAGAUAAAUUUACCAUGGGAAAUAUCCAUGGUUACGUCGAAAAGAAGAAAGAAAUCGCCCAUGACAUUUAACGUGGUAAAUAGCUGAGGGUUUUUGAUACCCAAGGCAAACAGAGCCAAUCAGGUUUCCUCAUUUGACACCAACAUUAAACCACAAAAAAUAAAAUUUACUUUUCGACAUGUGUGGUCUGAGCGUAUGUAUCUUUUGGCUGUGUGUGUUAUGAUGUGUGUUACACGAGCCAAUAAGGUUGAAAGUACUAUGAUUUGAAGCUAGGAACCGACGAGAUUUUGGCAUCUAAGCCAUGACUUUGUCAAAAGUCAAACAAGGGUGCUUGAGACUGCCCCUAUCUUGGUUCUUCACAAUUACUAGUUUUUCGUCUUUUAUCACGGCUAAAGGUGUUUAGAAGAAUAACAUUUAAAUAUCUUCAGGAUUCAAACACUAAGUACAGUAAUGGAGCUGUUUAGGGGCUCUUGUUUUUGUGUGGGUGCUGCUUCGAGACAUUUCUGACCUAAUUUGGCUACCUCGAACGGUGCAACGCACGUAUUUCUUAAAUUAUGAGUUCUGUUUCAUCUGCUUCAAGGUAGACUAUAAAAGAUCAUAUAUUUUUCAAAGUGCUUCAAAUGAAACGUUAAUAACUAAUAUUUAGAUAUGGACUUUAAUUCGGUAGUAUGCGCCCCAUAAAUUGUGGUUGUAGAAGUUUGAAAGGAAGCUUAUUAUUUUUUUUUUGAAAGCUGUACCGAGUAAGUUAAUCAUGUAAAUAAGCUUUAUUCAGUCUGGCUUACAGAGUUCAACAGAUCUUUUUCGUUCCGGCAAACGUGAAUUAAGUGAACAACAUGAUACAUGCUCGCUGCUUAAGAGUCACCGAUUUCCUUCAACAUACUUUCCCCCUGAUUAAGAAAAAAACAUCAUAUGUUUAGAAAAAAUUAUAACUAGCAGAAGCACAUUCUGCAAUUCUUCAUUUUCUUAUCUUUUCUGAAUAUGCUCUUUUCAUUUGUGAAUUUUCACUGUAGAAUAUUCCACAGAAAACGAUCUUUUAAAGAGCCUUGAAAAUGGAAGUGUGGACCAGAUUUGGCUGUUUGAGUGCAGAGCUAAGGCAGACUUCCCUCUCAUGUUUGUAAAAGUUCAUCAUGAAGCACCAGAAAUCGGGGUACAAAUAACGACACAAGAUACAGAAGAUGGUCGGCAUUUCUCAGAUUGGGUUGAGAACAAUCAUUAUUUUGUUGACGAAGAUGAUUAUGAUGAUGAAGAUGAUGAUUAUUAUGAUGAAGAUGAUGAUUAUUAUGAUGACGAAGAUGAUGAUGAUUAUGACGAUGAAGAUUGCAGAUAUCCGUUAAAUGUGGCUCUGAACCGGGUGGCUAAGGCUUACACUCAGGGGUGUUUAGAUGUAAGAAAAUUUCAUUUUCUGUUUUAUUUUAGGCAUCAGUUGUGUUAUUGUCUCGAAUUCUCUGAUACGAAAACGCCCAUUCUGCAUGAACUAAAUCGCAAGCAAACUGCAAAAAUUGAAAUGAGUACUUUAAAGUUAGUCAGUUACCAUUGCUAGCCCCUUAAGCGUCUUUUGCAUGUAAACCACCUCCUCCGAUUAGCGUCGCAAUCUUUCUCUGUCAACCCCUGCCCACUGAUUUUCUUUCGUCCCAAGUGAGGCAAUCCAAGACAGUUUUGGAAUCUGGAUUCCAAGCCGUGGAUUCCGGAUUCUACGUUCCAAAUUCCAGUCUUUGUCAGUGUAACUUGGAUUCUGGAUUCCAACAAGAGCGAAUCAUUCUCUCUUGAUUCCAAUCGUAAGUAGGAUUCCUUGAGCUGUAUUCUGGAUCCCAAAACUCAGGAUUCCGGAUUCAUCAAGCAAAAUUUUCCCUUAUUCCGUACAGUUCCUCUUGCAAAAUUCGACGGGUACGGCCGGAAUCCGGAUUCCCUUGCAAAUGGCGCCUUUAGUCCUGAUAUUCAACAUUGACAAACGUCGUUUUCCUCCACCCCCUGUCUGCGCUAUAAGAUGAUUUCGACCGGACCAGCAAAGAAAGAAACGCUUUUUAAAGUUUAAGGUUUCAUUAUAUUGCCUUUAUUUUAGUUUUGGUAAUUCGUCAGUAGCAUAAAAUAAUAAAAGAUAGAUCCAAAUAGACUUUGAUAGACUUUGUCUAAAUGUUAAUAAAAUCAUCGUUUAAUAAGGCUUUGAAGAGGUGUGAGUGUCGAUACUAUCUUGGAACCCGUUAUGUUAGCAAGACAUUCUCAAAUUUUCCAGUGCGGUGUAAUAAGCGUAAAAUACGAGGAGGCAAUUAGCUGAUUAGUAACUUACAAGCGUACUCAAGGAUUUAAAAUCAGGUGUUUCCCGUCAAUUUUAGCUUGUCAGUGAACCGGCGAGACUCGAAUCCGGAGCAUCGUUAUAGUCUAUGCUCUGGCCAAUCCACUCUGCUUUCUCAGUUUAAUUUCUUAGUUAUUUGAAUUCGUUUCUUCAACAGAAGCGCUGCUUUCAAUUGUUCGACUAUGGCAAAUCCCGUGGCAGUCUGAAGAAAAACACGGGAAAGAAGAUGGAAUUGAUUGAUUACUCAAUAUGUGGCUUGGCGGGACUGCUGGUUGUUCUUUUCAUUGUUGGAGCAUUGGGAGAAACCUGCUUAAAAGGGCUAAAAACAAAAACAAAGAAGCCUCCUAAAGGUCCGUUUUACAUUCUUAAGAUACCUUAA
Messenger RNA from Porites lobata, 3046 nucleotides. The record is from the annotation of a GenBank genome assembly. Lineage: Eukaryota; Metazoa; Cnidaria; Anthozoa; Scleractinia; Poritidae.